Syngnathus acus (greater pipefish) is the source of this 6816-nucleotide messenger RNA. RefSeq names its product BCL6 corepressor (gene bcor). Gene Ontology annotation, biological process: negative regulation of transcription by RNA polymerase II. Gene Ontology annotation, molecular function: protein binding; transcription corepressor activity. The transcript has 14 exons. NCBI's taxonomy places the organism in Eukaryota, Metazoa, Chordata, Actinopteri, Syngnathiformes, Syngnathidae. The coding region runs from base 823 to 6216 and encodes 1797 amino acids. The record is from RefSeq and is a predicted model, not a curated record. Gene Ontology annotation, cellular component: nucleus.
GGUAGCGUCUGCGCGAGUGGGAGUGGAGCGAGUCGCUCGGUCUCGACAGCAUUCAGCCAGCACUCCGCGCGGCACUCCCCGUACGUACGUACGGCUCCGUGCGAGGCUCCGUCCGAUCGGGCUCCCCGUGUUUCACUCCACCGACGCUUCUUUUUCCUCUUCGCCGUCUUUUGCCGGCUUCUUCUGAUUAAUUCUUCUUCGGUGCCAUACUGAAGAGGGGAAACGCGCCACGCGAGGCGGAACUAUCUCCGGACCUAAGACCCCCCUCCCCUCCCCGGCUCUCUCGAGCGCAGCCGGCCCAUUAGGGCAGACGACAGGACGGACGGGCUCCGCGCGGCCGGCCACCCGCCAUGGAGUGACGGAGACGAAAGCCGAGUAGGACGGCGUGCUCCGCUCAAAGCUAACAUGGCGCUGCUGCCGCCGUCGCCGCCGCGAGUUUCGGCCGAUCUCAGUUAAUUUCCCCGCGGACGUCGCCACCUGUAUCUCGUCGGUGGGCCGACCGGUGCUUUUGCGGACCCUUCAAGAAAGCCUCACGGGAUUUUAAACUGAACAGAAUCGCCUCUGAUUGCGAACUAGAAACUCAACUUUUCUCAAAAGGAUGACUUUCCUCUAGUUUUUUUUUUUUUAAAUUUUAUUUCAAGCGGAUAACCGGAUCCACACUUUUAGUUUUUUUUUUUUUAACUUGGUAAAACGAGGACAAAAAAACGGCUCAAGUUUGCUGGAAGUGACGCCGAAUUAUCCAGGGUUACUUCUGUUCGUGAUGUCGAUGCUGAGACGCAAACCAAUCUGGAACUAAGACAAGGGAACCACAUCACACAAAACAUGGUGGAUGCAAGGUUGACACCCCUGGCGGCGAUGGGGCUGGAGCGAGGCGCCCUGAUCCACGAUGGUCUUCGCCUCCACGGUGGCGUUGUGUAUCCAGGAAUUCGAACGCUGCAGACAGAGAAGAGUAGAGAGGCGACCAUUCUCCCAUUGGGUUACAAUCGGGACAUGCUACCCGAGCUUGUCUACAAACCGGAUGGCCCUCUGGACAGUCGUAAAGCCACUAAUGGUUACCUGGGCCUCUAUAAGGGCAUCCCGCCUAAUCUCCACAAGCCGGUGCUAAUUCCUGGAGCGGAAGCUUUAGGCUUGGAACGGCGGCUGGCACCUGGGGAAAAAGCACCUGAAAUGAGCUUAGGGAGCACUGGCAGCAGCUACCUUCGUCUGCCGUGGCUCAACCCUUACCCAGAAGCGAGCAUGUAUCCCUUUAUGGACUCGUCCAAGUAUGCCGCUCUGAACAUGUAUAAAGCUUCGUUGCUCAGCCAACCCAACCCCUACCUCCCCCAGCAUCUGGCCUACCCUUCUCUUUGUGCACCCCAAGGUGGAAAUGUCAACCAUGUCGCAGUCACCUCUGCUGCUGAAAGGCUCUACUAUAUGCCCACGUAUCCACCUCCUACUAUGUCCUCUCCCCUGGUGGCUCCCCAAAUGAGGAUCCCGCCCGUCUCAGUAGCCCCCACCUCACUUGUGCACUGCCAAGACAAGGGGCUGGGUGUCGCCCCGCAAUUUGUACAGCAGCUUCACCAACCUUCCCCGCAUCCUCAGCAUCAUCCGUCUGCUAUCGACAGGGAGCGAUCACCCAACAGGAGCAGUCGACCGAGCCGACCCCCUUCCAGGACUGGCGGCGGUGUCAGCAAUAACACCGGUAGUACAAGCACGAGUGCCGCCAGUGUUGGCAAUAAUAGCCUGCCUACUGACUCCUCACCUCACACGUCCUCUCGCCUUUCCCAAACUCUCAUUGACAAUUCACUGGAUUUACAAAGGCCAGUUGCAAGGAUGGGACAGCCGCCCGUCUCCUCGGCUUCGAUAUCUUCGUCGUCUGCCACGCAGCCCGUUUCUCAUAUGUUGUCUGUCGGCAGCAUGGCGCCGGAACAGGCCUCCCCUGCCAGGCCGCGGCCAAGGGACGGGGCGCCUGGUGCUGAAAGGAGACCCAGCAGGUCACCCUCAAAGUCCAAUUUUGACAGAACUGCUCACCAACCACAAGCAACCAAAGAAUCAGCAGAGAAGCCAUUGGAUUUGUCUGGUCGAAUACUGGAGUUUGGACUUCCUAAUGGUUUCCCCAUUAAAAUGGACACUAUGACUCCAGGUGCACGUUAUGGACUUCCGCCUAGUGGAGAACUCCUAAAAGAGAACCUAUCCCUCUCGCCCUCCUCUCACCCUCACCCCGUGGUAAACAGCACUUCUGUUAAGGUCUCGGAGAGACCAGAGAUGAUCAGCACUUUACACUCGUCCUGGGUUGUACCCAGCCGGUCUCCGUCUCAAACUCAGCACGCCCCGGGCUUAUCCGCAUCUCCCAGAUCGAAUGCAGAUCUGGGAUCUUCGCAAGCCAAAGGCUCCUCCCCCUCUGUCAUCAAACACAAGAAUCUGGAAAGAGUGCUCCCUCAGCCACGUAGCUCGUCCUGUCCGAGGAUAAGUGAGUCCAACUCUGUUUCGUCGGAUUCCGCUCUCAUCACAUCCAGGGGUCUCUCUCCCAAAUCAAAUGGUGAUUGGGCCAAACACAGCCCCCAUCAAUCAGAACACAUAUCAGUCAUGGGCCACCACAGAGAAGGAGUGGAGAAGUCCUCCCAGAAUGCUAAGCGAGCAGAAAGUAUUCCAGAGGCGUCAUCCUACAAAAGGCCCAUGUUGGAGAACGGUCACCCAGCGGCCCCCCUUUACCUUCCUCAAAGUGACGCUUACCUAACCCACAGUUUGGCCUACGCCAAUAGAUACCUGCACUACCCCAUCCAUGACAGCAUGGCACUUCACCCCCUGCCAAUAGCAGGGAAAGGUCCAGUCUACCCUCACCCGGUAUUGCUGGGCAGCAAUAGCCUUUAUCCAUCCCACUUGGCAGCCAAACCCCCUUUACCCUACCACAACCUACCGCCGGCUACAGGAGGGGAAUACCUCGCUUAUAACUCGCAGGAGAUGUCACACCCGCUAAUGCAGCCUCUCUCCGAUAAGCUGUCAGAAAGAGGGGACGGCGCACUGAAACCGCGGGGACACGAGAAACCCAGGGGUUCUUUUGAAGAGAGAGAGAAGAACACCAGCAAAGAGGUGAGAGAAGGGAGCCACAUCAAGUCAGAUAAAGAAGCAAUAGCACAAGGGCAAAGUGGCAGUCAAACUAAAACAUCGUCUCCCUCUGUCGCGCACCGAGAAAAGAUUGAAUGCAUUGACCUUGUCCACUCGGACACCGAUGCAGAGUCGACUCCGGCGGUCCAGAAACAACCCUCUGGCGAAUCCUCAGCUUUCGACCAAAAUGAACGUUACCAUAGCAACCAAAACACAACAAGAGUGGAGUAUGAGCCAAAAUUUCAUCUUUCCCAUCCUUACCCUAUCCUCUCCGGACACAGCCCAACACAAAAGGCCCAUCCCGCAGACAGACAGCAGGAAACUACCUAUGGAAAGCCAAAGGCUGUUCAGGACGCAGGCUGUCCUGCAGCGACCUCCAGCACACCCCCAAAUAAUCCCGGAAAGCUCUGCCGAGGAGAAGAGGAAGACUCCUCGGAAGAGCAGUGUCCCAGCCCGGACCCCGCAGACGACGACCAGAGUACUUUGCGUUGCGCCCGUACGUCCGGUGAACGCAGCUCUGGCAAGGACAAAGGGGCACGGGACAGCAGAGCUCCUCACUUCACUCCAACGUGCGCCGUUGUGCCCAAAGAGGCCAACCAGGAUGCGUUGACGUGUAGAGACACGGAAAACGAAGACAGCGUUGUGGACCUCGGGGAGUCUCAAGGAGAGGGUGACGACGAGGACGACGAAGAUUGCCAGAACUCCAAAGGCUCUCGCCGCUCCAGUCUGGCCAAGAGAAUUGCCAACUCGUCGGGCUAUGUCGGCGACCGCUUUAAAUGCGUCACCACGGAGCUGUACGCUGACUCCAGCAAACUGAGCCGCGAGCAGAGAGCGCUGCAGAUGGAAGUCAUAUCACGAGAGGGGAGUAAUAUAAGUCAACCUGCAGCUAACUGGGAGCGGGCGAUGAUGCGGUUCUCCGAGCUGGAGCUGAAGGAGAAGGAGGGCGGCGGCUGUGGUGGCGGCAGCGGCGGCAGUGUGUGCGUGUCUGCCCCGACAGCGGGACGAGAGCUGGCGGACAGCCAGCGCAGAGAGCGAGCGCUGGAACUCAGCCAAUACGCCACCCGGCAUGGGGAGAGGGAGGGUGUCCUGCUGGCGUACCCCAAUAAUCGUGUCCCAGUCCUUCAGAGGUGUGGUACCCAGAGAGAGUCCGCCAGUCUGAGCGACAGCGCUCGCAGGCUGGGCUUGGAGUCCGAAGGGGGUCACCCUGCCUUGGCGGCGAGAGAGUCUACCGAGGAGGCUCUCGGUCAUGACUUUGGCGCCGGUGGAAAGCGUGUGCGCGUUCUCAAGGUGGAGCAGGAUUCUGAGCAGGAGGAAGAAGAGAGGAUGUUCCACCCUCAGAAAAGAGCCAGGAUGUCUGCUGACGAGCACGAGCAGACCAGUGCAGACGACGACGCAGAAGAAGACGAUGACGACGAGGUGCGCAAGCUCAAGGUCUGCAUCGAGCUGAAAGGGCUGCGGCUUAGCAAGCCCGCCCAGGGGGGCGCCUCUCCCGACCGCCCCCAGAUCAAACAAGAGCAGCCUUGGCCCCGCUUGCUCGGCCCGGCGCAGACCCAGCGAGAGCAUGACGAGCGGGCGCUGGCGCAGAGAGCCGACAUCAACAGGAAGUGGGCCUGCGAAAGACUGCUCAACGGAGUCGCUGCACCUCCCCUUCACCCCGGCGGCCAGCUGAAGGACAGAGUGCACCCGCCGGGCCCCUUCUCAGGUGACCGUGGCCUCAAGGAGUCUCGGCGCGGCCCUCCCUCUCCGGGCCCGGAGCCCCCGCUGGGAGGCGCCCCUCCCCUCAAGCUGCGUCGUCAUAGCGACACGGACAAGCCCAAGGGCAAGCGGCCGUGCAAGACCAAACACACCAGCCUGCGAGAGCGUGAGAGGAGAAAAGAGGCCGCUCCUAACAGCCCUGACCGGCAUUUCCCGGCUGAUCUGGGAACAGCUGAGGACGACAAGCUGAGUGAGCAGCGAGAGGCUCCGAGGAAGCGAGCUGCCUCUCCUAAUCAUUAUCCCUGCUCUCCAGUCAAGCCCUGCUCCCCCGCCGCGCUCUGUCCGCCCCCGCCGCAACCCCAGGCCAACGGCAGAGCGGGCGGCGUCCCGCCAGAGGUCAUCGGGGCGCACCGGAUGCCCGCCGCCGCCGCCGACGACACCCCGGUGGUGAGGCCCAUCCCGCCCGAAGCCAGACGGCUGAUUGUGAACAAGAAUGCCGGCGAGACGCUCCUCCAGAGAGCGGCGCGUCUGGGCUACGAGGAGGUGGUGCUCUACUGCCUGGAGAACCGAGUGUGCGAGGUGAAUCACCGAGACUACGCCGGCUACUGCGCCCUCCACGAGGCCUGCGCCCGCGGCUGGCUCAGCAUCGUCCAGCACCUGCUGGACUACGGGGCCGACAUCAACUGUAGCGCGCAGGACGGCACCAGGCCCAUUCAUGACGCGGUGGAAAACGAUCACCUUGAUGUGGUGCGCGUCCUGCUGUCCUACGGGGCCGACCCCACCUUGGCAACGUAUUCUGGCCGGGGCCUCCUCAAAAUGACCCACAGUGACAUCAUGGAGCGCUUUCUCACCGAUUAUUUUGCUGACCUUCAGGGCCGCGCAGAUGACGACCCCGGAGUUUAUUGGGAAUUCUACGGCAGCUCUGUGUGUGAGUCUGCCGAGGAGGGCGGAGCUUACGACGUCUUGGCCGACCCACCUGGCCCCGACGAGGACGACGAGGACGACAAGAGGGAGGUGUUUGAGUUUGAGUUCUCCGACCGGCCCUUGCUGCCGUGCUACAACAUCCAGGUGUCCGUCUCUCAUGGGCCUAGAAACUGGCUACUCCUGUCUGAUGUGCUCCGCCGUUUGCGCAUGUCGGCCCGUGGCUUCCGGCAGGCCUUCCCCCACAUGGAGGUGGUGACGGUGUCCGAGGCCGAGUUCUACCGGCAGGCCUCGCUGUCUCAGCUCUUCUCCUGUCCGGAGGAGCUGGAGGGCUUCCAGCCAGACAGCAAGGAACUGCUGGACCUGGUGGAGGACAGUGCCGAACUAGCUGCCCUGCUGGGCUCCACGCUGGAGUGCUUGGACGACCGCUGGGAGCAGGCCAGGGACAAACUGAAGGACAGGAUCAAGGCGGCUGGCCAAGUGGGCCUCAUCCUUAACCCGGCUCACAAGCACUGACCUUCUUCACCAUCUUGGGCUGCGGUUGGCUUUGCGGUCCAUCGGGAGUCAGUGUUCUCCGCCCCGGCACUGUACAUAGAGACUUUUGGACCUGCUGGCUGACCCGGCCUGUGUUAGCUUAGCCAUACGCUUGACUCUCAACAACUGAUGGUCGUAUUUUUUAUAAAUUAAUAUAUGUACAAAUAAAUAUAAAUGAAUAUAUGUAUGUACAUAUACAUUUAGGUGUGUGUGUGUGUACAUAGUUUUUUUCUCCUUUCCGAUAACCGGACAGCGAGAGAGCGCAGCACAUUGUGCAUGUGUGCUAUAUUGAAUGUGCUAUUUGAGUUCACAGGGAGCACAUGAUGUACAAUUCUUUUGGUUGUAUCUUUUUUUCCAUUUUGUAAUGUUCAAAUUGUGCUUCCUGUCCAGUCUGUAAUUUAACACGCAGAGCUACAGCGUUGAUUGUAUAAAAGUUUUAUUGUAAUACUGAUGUUCACCCUUUGGCAAAGAGCUUGUGUAUAUAUCUAACAGUGAGGCUACUGCAGUAAAUCAAACUUUUUUUGGGUGUCCAUUUUGUUUUGUUUUAACUUUGUAAUUAAAAUAUCUCCUAAUUUGUAUUUA